UGUUUCAAAUUAAUUCACUAUUGCAUCCUAUGAGUGAGCUCUCUUUCGGCUAAUUAAAAUUUCUGUGAAUUGGCCUUUGCUUGACAGGAUUCUUCCCAAGUCCAGCUCACAAUGAAUGCAUUAUAAAUAAAGGACAGAGGAGACCAACUAACCCUUUUGCAGGUAAGGAGUGUGAAAACAUAAAAGUAUAUUCUUAUGAGGACCUCAGUUGCUAUACCAAUGGAUUUAGGAAAGAAAACCUCAUUGGAAACUUCCAAUUUGGCAAAGUGUAUCAUGGAGAGAUGGAAGGACAACAAGUGACAGUGAAAAUAUGGGAUGGUGUCAAUAAAAAAAAUAGACGAAAUUACGGUACUUUGGGAACUCAAAAUGAACUCAGGUUGAGGGUAUGUGUUGUUUAAGUGAUUUACUUCCUAUAUUUUUUGGUUUCUGUGAUGAUCUGUUGAUUGCCUAAUACUUUGUUUAUUUAGGCUGAACUUAUUUUACUUAAGCAUCGAAAACUGUUAUCACUUCCAUAUUUGGUUAAUGUGAUUGGAUACUGCCACGAAAAUGAACAUUUUAGUGUUGUCUAUGAUCUUAAGCCGCUGAAUUCCAUGCAUAACCUCCUACUCAACGGUAUGUUUUCUUUGCAUCCUCUGAUAAUUUACUGUCAUUAUUUUAUGGGUGUGAUAUUAUGGAGUUUCUGACUCAUGGUUUAUUGAGGUUAGCUUUAGUUCUGGUGCUAAUAUUGAAUCUUAAGCUUUGGGAUGCUUCAUAUGCAUUUUUAAUUAUCUACAUAUUUGUAAAUUGUUCUGACACGUAGCAAUUGAUUCACAAUUGUAGCAAGUGUUUAAGGAAACCACUUUGCAUUUUCAGAUACUUUUACUUGGUCUAAGAGAAUCAAAGCUGCCUUAGGCUUAGCAUACCUACUCAAAUUUUUACACACUCCUGAUCCACCUAAUGAGAAAUACCUUGUUUGCAAUAUUGCUGCUCCUCAUAUAAUGCUUGACCAGGAGUACAAUCCAAAGUUGUUCGACUUCGGCAUGUUUCGAGGUGGAAUUUUUUCCAAUUGGUGGUAUAACUAUCCUUCUAAGAAUGACGAGUGUUUUGGUUAUGCUGAUCCAGCUACGAUUGGGGGAGGUAUUUCAGCUCAACAAGUUUAUUUGUUCUACUGUGUGUGUAUAUAUUUAUGAGCUUGGUGUUCAUCAGCUGGGUGUUUAAAAAAUUCGGAAGAAAAACACAUCAAAUUUAUGUCGUCUGAUUAAAGCACCACAGAUAAAGACCGAAACACUCACUUUCGAUUAAAAUAUAAGUUAUUUUAAUCUUUUUUAAUAAAAAUUUAUUAAAAUG
Messenger RNA from Rubroshorea leprosula, 1326 nucleotides. The record is from the annotation of a GenBank genome assembly. NCBI's taxonomy places the organism in Eukaryota, Viridiplantae, Streptophyta, Magnoliopsida, Malvales, Dipterocarpaceae.